This is a messenger RNA of Vollenhovia emeryi, 5545 nucleotides long. RefSeq lists its product as uncharacterized. NCBI's taxonomy places the organism in Eukaryota, Metazoa, Arthropoda, Insecta, Hymenoptera, Formicidae. The record is from RefSeq and is a predicted model, not a curated record. Gene Ontology annotation, molecular function: ubiquitin protein ligase activity. Bases 1749 to 2552 code for a protein of 267 amino acids. The transcript has 5 exons.
GAGAGAGAGAGAGAGAGACGCACGAGAUAUUGCUAAAGAAUCGCUAAGAACAAUGACAGGGAUGAGAGGCAAGCGUCGGGUAAAAAAAGAGAGAGAAAAGAUUCCCUCUCUAUUACGGGCAAAUAAUGAGUAAAACAAGCUGUCGUAUUCUGUUGCCGCGAGCAUUACAGCGAGUAGUGAUCGUCACUCGAAGAGCGAUCGUCUGAAUCCUAAGAUAAAACCGUGAUGGCAGGGCGGCACAGUGCGCGGGAUUACGCGGAGGAGGUAAUAAUGAUGACCUACGACGGAGAGCCGAUUGUCCGAACAAUCCGAAGAGGUUCUUCUCUACACUGGGGGUUCACAAGGCGACCGUCCAGAGUAAUAAUCAGGGGUGGUCUAUCCUCGGGGAGUCAGUUGUCGUUCCUGGGCAUGGUAUUGCUGCCGGAGUAUCUGCUGUUGAAGCUGAUGGUGCUGCUGUAGCUGGAAACAGAUCCAGAUAUCUCAAGGGUAAUGCAACAUCUUUAGCUGAAAACUAGAAUAAUCAAAAGGUAUCUAAGGGUAGGGUAACCAGUUUUCGCAAGCGAAAUAUAAUCGACAAGUCACGCACACAUCUCUUCCUUCAACUGAAAUCGUCACUGAAACCAUUCCUGUCCGCGACAUAUUUUUAUCUAUCCUGCAGUAUAAUUUAUAGUAGGCACUUAUUUUUUUUUCGAUUCGCCCACGGUGAAGAAUAAAGGAGAGUUCGAUAAAAAAAAAGGGAACAAAUGGAGAUGCAGAUUUAUGCACAGAGCUUUUCAAUAUGUCUCUGAAUAAAAGCUUUUGUCGCGCACGUCGAGUGGAAAUGCGAAAGUACGCGUAGCGCUGCCGGUGCCAGCGCAAAGUUUCACGCCAGCAUGGCGCGCAUCCGACACGUUUAAUCCAAUUCACCGUGUCUCUCGAAUGUUUUUCGUUUGUCGUUCGUCGCGCACGUGGGCGACUUCGAGUCGCCUUUUCUCAGAAGGAAAUGCGUGGGCUGCUGACACAGAGACAGAGACCAAAGCGAUUUUGCCCAAUUGGUUACGUCCGCGAACAAACGGACACGCUGUCACGCGAUUCCCGUGCACGCGUUGCACCUUUUGCGAGCAGGCAUCAAAAAUCGAAUGCGAUACCGCGUCCGACUUGAAACAGGAGUUGCGUCGGUCACAAGUUUUAUAAUUAACCGGACAAGAUUCUAAAACUUGGUCGGUUACAGGCGAGACAGGAUUCUCGAUUAACAUUCCCUGAAUUGGGACCUACGUGUAACUCCCGUCUUUUAAAAGUUAGAAUAGAAGGGAACGAAGGGUCCAAUGCCCCCAUGACCUCAACACAAAAUUUGUGAGAGCAGAUCUUUAAUCAUUCUUCUUGAUCGGCCAUUCGGAGGCGACGAUGUUGAUGGUAACGUAAAUCGUUGAACUUAAAAGUCAACGCGUAUAAUUUUCAAAAUCAUUAAACCGAACUCACUUUAAAGUAAUAUUCUCAAAUACAACGCGCGAGAAAGAUUUGCAAAUACGAAACAUUCGAGUCUCUCACCGUUAAUGCGACAUGAACUAAUGAAUUUAAUAUCAGAUCGUCGAUCAGACUGACAGUUGAACAUCACUUUGUCACUAUCUGUCGCCGUCAUCAAUUCUACAUAUUAAUUAAAGCUCGUCGAUCCUGAAAUUUUCAAAUGGAUUACAAUAUAUUACCGAGGACUAUCAACAAAUUAUAUUGAAGUAUUGAAUUAACCGGCUCGAGAAGGGAAGAACUAUGAGAUGAAUUUCACCGAACAAUGCAGAGCGAGGAUCCUCGCAUUUCUUAUGCCUCCGAGCGAGGGCCCGAGCGAGGUCCCGAGCGAGGGUCCGAGCGAGGGUCCGAUCUCAGGAUGGAAAGGCGCUCUUCGGAUUACGGUGCUUGCAGUUACGGUAGGCUUCGGGAUUUAUGUCUUGUUGUUCAAAAAGAAGGAUUCAUCUAGCGGUAGGUGGAGCUUUCGAACUCGAAGGGCUCCAAUCGAGCGGACCUUAGGGACAACAAGAGGGACUCCAAUCGAGCAGACCUUACGCACAACAAGAGGGACUCCAAUCGAGCAGACCUUACGCACAACAAGAGGGACUCAAAUCGAGCCAGACGACAUUUCGAGAGACACAUUUACCGAAAUAAAAGAGCUCAGCGACGACAGAUCCAUAGUGACAUACAACGGUGAGAUUUGCCCGAUUUGCUUGGGAGUACCGAAGAUCGGCGUGAGAGCUCCCUGCGGUCAUUCGCUGUGUGCGGAAUGCCUGGCGAAUUAUUGCGAUGUUAGAAUCACACCUGCGCCACCACCCUGCCCAUUAUGCAGAGCGCCGUUAAAUUCAGUGGCCCUGACCUGCGACUUUGCCAUCCUCGGUUCCAAAAUGCUAGACCCGAACACCGUUAUGGUGGUGCAAGACUGGAUACGCGAGUACAAUAAUCAUCAAGGCAUAGUGACGUCGGUACGGCCGUUUCUGACGACGCGACUUGCUCUUUUCUUUAAUAUCUUGACUCUCUUUCUGAUUGUCGGAUUGAUCGCCGCGAGACUUCAGGUUUUUGCGGAAAUAUAAAUUUUUUAAUUCUUACUACAAAAAGGUAUUAGUGUAGUCAGCAAUAAAGAAGGAAACACGCGUUUGUCGUUACACGUCUUUUUCGAAGUAACGAAUAAUAGUAUACGCUUCGAAAAAUAUUUACCGCCGUUUAGUGUCUAAGAGUAAGAAACAAAAAAAAACGAGAGAAAUAAUAAGGCACACGAGGCAUGAUAACGAUGGCACUAAUAUCCGAUUCGACGUAUACAGAUAAUGUCUUGGGAGAACUGAACGUCGGUCGCUUAAAUUACCGAUAUCGAUAAUUGUGUUAAUUAUGUGAGCCUAGUUCAAGAGCCAAGGUUAGUUACAAGGCGAGCGAAUCUAAAUUAUCGGUACGCCUCAGAUUGUUACCGUUGGUUUGCAUAAUUCUUGAAAUUAUAUUACACUGCUAAGUAUACGUCAAUAUUAAAAAAUGUCCUCUAUUCUUUUUUAAUUAUUCAUCGCAUUUUUUUCUCGUUUUCAGAGAAAGCUUUAGGCAAAUUCUUCUGAAGGGAACAAUCACUUGUGAAUCAUGCAAAAGCUAAAUUCUCCAAUUAGUACGUAACAUUUUUUUAAAUCACUGUAAUCACGAGACACGGUAGAGUCUCGCGCCAAGUGUGUAUUUCGUGAGGGAAUAAUUGAUUUGUCGGUGAAGUCGAUACGCCGAUGAAUCGACCCGAACAAGAUGGCAAAUUAAGCAAAUUUUUUGAUCGCUUUUCUCCGACCUGCUUUACUUAUCUAAAUGUACGAUGUAAAUAUAAAAAUUGAUAUAAAAUGUGUAUAAACGAGUUUGUAUGUCUUUCGCGUACUGUCCACGAAUAGUACGUAAUUUUAAUGAAAUCAUACAGUACACAACGCAAAUAUAAACAUCACAAUAUUUGCAUUUUGUCUCUAUUUCGUAACAAAAAUUUUGUAAAAUCAGAUAAUGCAACAUCAAGAUAAUAUUUUAUAACGGUACGUUCUUAACUUUCAAUAUUAAAACUUGAGCUUUGGAAGUUCUAACAGCAAUGCAGAGAAGUGAUCGUUUGCGGAUGCCGAUCGUCACGGAAAUACCGAUUGACAUUUUCGUAAUCUAUUUUCCGAAAGGACCGCGCAAUUUUCUUCAAGUUUUAUCUUUUAGAUAAUUAAAACUAACUUUUAAUUUGUGAGUUAGCCCAAAAAUUGUAAUCUGGACUUUCUAACAAAUAAUGUAACCAUAACUGCACGCUUUUCGUGUAAUAUACGUAUGAUAAUUACAGAAUAAAAAUAUCCGUAAAAGCAAUAAAAUUACCAAGCACGUGCAGGCUCGUGUAUGCAAACACACACAAUAGUUUACUGAACUCGGCUAGUUAACAAUUAUAAUAGCUGACUUAGAUUAUACUUUGUUAUAGAUGUGGAGGCAUUAAAUCCACGUGUACAAAUAUUAGCAACAAAAUCAAUAUCGUGAACUCUAUAAAUGUUCAUCGAAUAACGGUGCGACACGAGGCGCAAAUGGCGCGUUAGAUUAAUUCGCGUCGCCGCAUAUCAAUAGUAUUGUGAAUUCUGUCGCGGAAAUACUCGGCGAUAAAGUAAUCGCGCCGUUCGAGCGGCGCGUGGGCAAUCGAAUUCUAUUCGCCGAACGAGCGCAUUACGGCGUGGUUCGAGAUUUUCGCCGGAGAACGAUCGCGACAUCCAACUGACACCCGUGACGGAAGAUCGAAGUCAAAUGCGCCGGCGCACGUAAUUUUGAUAACAAGUUUCCCGAAAGGAAACUCACGCCAGGAAGGUUCGAAUUGAUUAUUCAUUAUUUUACCAUUCGAAUUUAUUUCUAUUAAAUUAAUCGAACGACAAAGGCUUUUAUAGCUACCGAAAAAGACUAUUUUAACUGUGAAUUUAUUAUGAAAUCUACCAUCGCAAUAAACUGUUAAAAUAAUACGUGCGCAGCAUAUGGUGUUGCUGCAUUUUAACUUCUGGCAAUACUUUUUACCAUGGGGUGAGAGGGGAGAGAGAGAGAGAGAGAGAGAGAGAGAGAGAGAGAAGCUGUUAUUUUCAUCGAUCUGAUCAAUGAAGUGAAAUGCUUUUCCGUCAUGCUCGCUUAUCAGAAAGUAAGCGAGAAAAAUGACAUCGAAAAAUCGAAAAAAAAAAACUCUUACACAUGUAUUUAUUUCGUAUAAAACAGUAAAAGAUCGUGACGACUUCGUUGAGAGGAAGGGUGUGCCGUUAAAACUAAAUAUAUUCAACUAAUGCUAAAUUAACGCUACGCUAAUUGUGCAAUGUUUAUUCCCACUUUGCGCUUACAUUUACGAGAGCUGUCCGUUUUCACUUUCAGACGGCGCUCGAAUCGCAACGGAAUACCGCAGCUGCGGAAUAUCGCGUAUAAGGGAUAAAUUUACUUUCCGGCGGGUUCUCCGCAGCAUUAAACCUGGCCUUCGCGGAAAUAUCGACGUCCUUGAACUUAAUUGCGAUGUAACUAAAGCGCGCGCGAUCGAUCGAAUUCAAUCGAAACUCAGCUCGGCCGGCUGGUAAUCUGAACUUCGCUAUGUGUUCCGAGUAAAUUUCUGUGAUAGCUACACAGCCGUCGCUGUAAUUCGUUUCAACGAUACUCGCGAGGGAGGCACGGAAUGCACGAUACCUAGCUACUUAAGAACACGUCGUAAUUUCGUUCACUUUUAGCCGAACAAAAAUUCCAGCCUCUUUCUGCCGUUCUAAAUUAUACCGAGAAGAAUAUUCAAAUGCCUCGUCUGUCUCGGCUGCUUUUACCACGAGGAAUUUGUAUUAUCCAUGUGUUUCUAUGCUAAUAUAACUCCUUUUACAUACGGAGUACAGGUGUACCGCAAAACGUUUCCCGAUCACGUCUGAACACAGUCGCAGAUUAAAAAAUGUAAAUAUAAUAAUAACUACAAAAAUAUGUUGAUUUCAAAACGAAACUGAUAUCACAGCAAUACUGUCUGAAGUUCUCGGAGUGAAAUUAUCGCCGUUAAGGGGAAUAUUCACUCUGUUGGAGUGAAUAUUUACUCCAUAGACAUAGUAAAUAUAGA